AUGGCCAAAAGAGCUCAAGGGCUCACGAUUCACCAAAAGGGUAAUCCUUCUUCUCUCUAUCCUGUGUUUGGGCUCGUCUUUUUCAGAAGCCAGUUUUGCUCUUUUGCUGCCAAUCGUUGUCAUACUGUUAGUGUUAAGGAAACCAUUGAUUUGGAGGAUUUGGUAAAAAUGCGUUGUAAAUCUGGUAAUCUUGGGUUAGACGAAGCACUGGGUCAUUUCAAUUCCGUAAUUCAAAUGAAACCCAUUCCCUCGAUUUGGGCUAUUAAUCAUUUGCUUUGGGCAGUCUCCAAGAUGAAUCAGUGUUCAACUGUAGUUUCUAUGUAUAUACAGAUUCUGGCUUGUGUUGGCUUACACCCGGAAGUCGGUACACUGAAUGUUGUUAUCAAUUGCUUGUGCCGUAUGAAUCAGGUGGACUUGGGUUUCUCUGUUUUAGCAACUAUCCUUAAACAUGGUCUUCAGCCCAAUCCUUAUACUUUGAAUACUUUACUUCAUGGGAUUUGCAAGUACAGGUCGCUCUCUGAGGCAAUGGAGUUGUUCCAGAAAAUAGAAGAGAAAGGAUUAGCAUGCUGUGAAAUCACUUACGCUACUAUAAUUAAUGGGUUGUGCAGAGCUGGGAAAACAUGUAUGGCGCUUGAGAUACUCGAGCAAAUGUAUGAAGAUGGAAGGUUUAAGCCUGACCCUCAAUGCUAUAAUCCAAUCCUUGACCGCUUAUGCAAAGAAAGAAGAAUAGAUGAGGCGCUGACCCUAUUUCGAGAUAUGAUCAACAAAAGUGUUGCGCCGGAUAUCGUCAGUUACAAUUCAUUAAUUUAUGGAUUAUGCAACAAGGGUCUUUGGACACGAGCACUUGGUCUGUUUGAAAUAAUGAAUAAGAAAGGCAGAAAGCCUGAUGUUGUCACUUUUACUUCCAUAAUUUCUGCAGCAUGCAAGUCUGGUAAGUGGGAAGAAGCUGUGCGGCUAUUUAGAAACAUGAUUGAUUGUGGCGCCUUCCCUAAUAUUGUUACAUUCAGUUCUGUGUUGGAUGCUUUGUGCAAGGAAGGGAAGACAGCGGAGGCACUUAACCUUAUGGAAGAAAUGUUCCUUAGAGGUGUAAAGCCUGAUCUCGUCACCUACAACUCCUUAAUUAAUAGCCUCUGCCAUUCCUCGCAAUGGAAAGAAGCCACAAGGUUGUUUAAUAGAAUGCUGGAUGAAGGAAUUGCACCAAAUGUUGUAACCUUUACCUCUGUAAUACAUGCUCUUUGCAAGCAGAGACGGACCGAGGAAGCGCUCUCCGUGUUAGAGCUAAUGUCCCAAAGAGGUAUUAGGCUUGACAUUUUCACUUACAACUCUCUAAUUUAUGGCAUGUGCUGUACAAAUCAAUGGGCUGAAGCCACAAGGUUGUUUGAUGAAAUGGUAGUUCAGGGUGUCUUACCUGAUAUCAUAACUUUGACAAUACUUUUGGAUGCUCUCUUCCAAGGAGGGAUGCCAGAAGAGGCUCAUAAAGUAGUUGAGGCCAAAGUUAAAUAUGGUAUGGAGCUGAGCAAAAUAACUUGCAGUACGCUAAUUGAUGGUUAUUGUUUUCGUGGCAAAGUGGAUAAGGCAAAGAAGGUCAUUGAUUUAAUGGUGAUAAAAGAUCGUGUCCCUGAUAUUGCUUCUUGCUAUAAAGCCUUGGUCAACGGCUAUAUGCAAGCUAAAAGGAUAGGCGAAGCUUUGAGGCUCGUUGAGGAAAUGAUCGAACAAGGGGUGACGCCUGAUUUGGAAACCCUAAAAGCUUUGAGAGGUUUGCGUCCUACAAGGCAUGUUGUAUCUGCAGAAUAG
Molecule: messenger RNA, 1794 nt
Organism: Prunus armeniaca (apricot)
Lineage: Eukaryota; Viridiplantae; Streptophyta; Magnoliopsida; Rosales; Rosaceae
Source: the annotation of a GenBank genome assembly